AUGGACCUACAACAACAACCUAUUAACGAAAAAGCUAACACUUCUCCACCUGUUAUUGACAUUAAUGAAAUUGGAUGGAUAUUCGUACAAGAGUAUUAUACUUUCUUACAUAAACAACCAAAUCGUCUUCAUUGCUUUUAUGGAAAAAAUUCUCAUUUUAACCAUGGUGUUGAAGGUGAAAUAGUAAAAACCUUGAUCGGUGAUAAGGAAAUCAAAGAAAAAAUUAAAUCAUUGAAUUUUGAAAAAUGUAGAGUUGCUGUGACAAGUGUGGACUGUCAAGCAUCAAAAGAUAAUGGAAUAAUCAUUCAAGUAUUGGGCAUGAUGAGUAAUCAUGACGAACCAUCUAGAAAAUUUGCACAAACAUUUUUUCUUGCCACGCAACCGAAUGGUUAUUUUUUUUUUGAGGUUGAUGGAGGAACACCUAUGCCAACUAAAAAAGUGGGAUAA
Messenger RNA from Entrophospora sp. SA101, 447 nucleotides. Lineage: Eukaryota; Fungi; Glomeromycota; Glomeromycetes; Entrophosporales; Entrophosporaceae. The record is from the annotation of a GenBank genome assembly.